AUGGCGGAACAAGAGUUCGGCCGUGAGAGUGACCGUGAGAGCGACCAUGACCGUGACAGCAAACGCGAAGGUCAGCCGGCGCUUGAAGGUCAACCCGAACGACAAGCCGAACACGAAGCCGAACACGAAGAUGAAGGUGAAAGUCGACCCGAACACGAAGGUCAAGGUACACGGCAACAGCAACAGCAACAGAAACCCGAACAUGUCGACGUAUUGAUUUGCGGCGCCGGCAGUGCCGGGCUCUGCGCGGCCCUCUGGCUCGCCAUCUACGGCAUCCGCAGCGUCAAGAUCCUCGAGCGGCGCGCGGGCCCCUUAACCAUGGGCCAGGCGGACGGUGUGCAGUGCCGCACGGUCGAGGUGUUCGAGUCGUUUGGCCUCGCUGAGGAGGUGUUGCGUGAGGCGUAUCAUGUGUUGGAAGUGGCGUUUUGGGCACCGGGACCGGCACCGGACGACACGACCAGGACCAGGACCAACACCGCAUACGAAGGAAUCAAUCAAGACCCGACCAACACCGCCCACGAAGGAAUCAAUCAAGACCCGACCAGAACCACCACCACAACCACAACCACAACCACACUCCGCCGCACCAGCCGCGCCGCAGACACACAGCCCGGCCUGAGUCAUUUGCCCCAUGUGAUUCUCAACCAGGCCCGCAUCAAUGGGCUCAUGCUCGACAAGAUGCGCGGGCUGGGUGGGCACGACGUCGCCUACGGAUAUACUGUCAAGAGUGUGGCUGUGGAUGUGGAUGUGGACGCGGACACAAACAUAGACACAAACAUAGACACAAACAUUGACACAGAUACACACAACACACUCGCAACCUCGGAGUCGGAUCCCACUGCCUACCCCUGCUCCGUGGUCGCGGAGAAAGAUGGCCAGGAGGAGCUAUUCAGGGCGAAAUAUGUCUUGGGCUGCGACGGUGCUCACAGUAUGGUGCGCAAAUCCCUCGGAUUCAAAAUGGUCGGCGACACGACGGACGCAGUCUGGGCAGUCAUGGACGUCUACGCUCGAACCAACUUCCCCGACAUACGGCGGAAAGCGACGAUCCACUCGCACGCCGGCACGGUGCUGGUGAUCCCGCGCGAAGGCGGUUCCCUGGUACGGCUGUACAUCGAAUUCCCUGCGGGCACCACGGUCGAGUCGAUCCAACUGAGCGACGUGCACGCGAAGGCGGGCCAGAUCUUCGCGCCGUUCGAGUUGGACAUUGCCCAAACGGCCUGGUGGUCGUGCUACUGCAUCGGCCAGCGGCUGGCCGACCGCUUCAGCCUGCUCAACCGUGUCUUCCUGACCGGCGAUGCCUUCCACACCCACUCGCCCAAGGCCGGCCAAGGCAUGAACGUCAGUCUGCAGGACGGGUAUAACAUCGGCUGGAAACUGGGCAUGGUGUUGAAGGCCGGCAAUGAUCAAGACCAAGACCAAACCCAAACCCAAGCCCAAGCCCGCUCCUGUUCCCGCGCCCACGCCCGCGCCCGCGCUCGUCCCAAUCGCUUGUUGUCCACCUACACUCUCGAGCGCGGCAGGACCGCCGCCGACCUGAUCGACUUCGACCGCUGGUUCACCAAAUUGUUUUCCAGGAAGACCAGUGUCGGCAAUCACCAUCAUCAGCCUGGGACUGGGACUGGGACUGUCGCUGACACUAACGCUGUCGCUGUCACUGACGAUGUCGCUGGCACUGGCACUGGCACUCGCACUGGCACUCGCACUGUCGCUGACGCUGAUGCUGACGCGGACAAAGGUACUGAACCAGAACAUGAUGGUGAGACCGCCUGGACCCCCGAGCAGUUCAGCCAACACUUCAUCCGAGCUGGCCGCUACACUGCCGGGCUGACGGCCAAGUAUGAGGAUUCCAGCAUCACGUCCUGCGCGACCAGCAAGCAGGAGCUGGCCCAGAACAUCCUGGUCGGCAUGCGCUUCCCCAGCGCCCAGGUCGUGCGGUUCUGUGACGCCAAAGCCAUGCCGCUGGUCCAGGCGCUGCGGGCAGACGGCCGUUGGCGCCUGGUGUUCUUCGCCGGCACCAUUGGGCAUCCUCAUACUCUUCCCAGGCUGCAGAAGAUGGCCAACUAUCUCGAUUCUCCCGCAGGCCCCGUGCGGAGGUAUACGCCGUCGUCCUCCGACGUCGACAGCUUUCUCGAGCCCAUCGUGGUCUUGGCCGGCGAAAGGGUCAAACUCGAGCAGGAGGACAUCCCCCUGUUCUUCUGGCCGGUCACAGGAAAGUGGAAGAUGCGAGAUUUGCAUAAGAUAUUCAUUGAUGACGAGAGCUACAAUUCCGGCCACGGCCACGCCUAUGAAAAGUACGCCAUCGACCCGGAAAUCGGGGCCACUGUCAUCGUACGACCAGAUCAAUAUGUGUCGAAAGUUCUCUCCAUCGACGAUACACUAGGCAUCGGAGAGCUCUUUGACCAGUUCAUGGUGCCGGAAGUGCAAAAUAGAUCUCUGUGA
Capronia epimyces CBS 606.96 is the source of this 2439-nucleotide messenger RNA. RefSeq lists its product as uncharacterized. Lineage: Eukaryota; Fungi; Ascomycota; Eurotiomycetes; Chaetothyriales; Herpotrichiellaceae. Gene Ontology annotation, molecular function: FAD binding. The transcript is spliced from 5 exons. The coding region runs from base 1 to 2439 and encodes 812 amino acids. The record is from RefSeq and is a predicted model, not a curated record.